CUUCUGUCGUCUAAGUCUUCGUCGUCUUCUUCUUCCUUUUUGGCAACACGAAGAAAGUGGACAUGAGUGAAGACGUCAAGACAGCGCAGCCGGGGCCUACAGAGCAGCCAAAGGUGCAGGUCUCGUCGCUCGACGGUCAUGGCGAAUACAACGAGAGGGCGAGCGGCGGGCUGCGACAGAGGGUCGGACAUCUCUUCACAAAGGAUGCCUGGCUGGGCGACUAUGACUGGGCGCACCUCUGCAUGCCGCGCCUGUGGCCCUACCGGCUCGGGAGAUCCUCGUCGUCGUCCACGUCGAAGCGACUGACGCCGAUGCCCUUUUACGGCCUCGAGGACCGGCUGCCGAUCUUGCUCGCUGUCACCCUUGGGCUCCAACACUGCCUGGCCAUGCUUGCCGGUCUGAUCACACCGCCGAUCAUCCUCGCCAACCUGUUCAAGCUCGACGCCUCGACGCAGUCCUACCUCAUCUCGGCCUCGCUCAUCGCCAGUGGCAUCCUCUCGGCCAUCCAGAUGAGCGCGAUCCGCGUGCCGCUUCCCUUUCUAGGAAGGCUCCAGAUCGGCACGGGCAUCCUCAGCGUCGUCGGCACUUCCUUUGCCACCCUGUCGACGGCCACGGCCAUUGCCGAAGCACUGUAUGCCGACGGUACCUGCCCCAUGGUCACGAUGGCCGAUGGCACCCAGACGAGGGGCACCUGUCCCCAGGGAUACGGCAUGGUGCUUGGCACGGCGGCCGUCUGCGGUCUGCUCGAAGUCUUUCUCAGCUUCAUGCCCGCCCGUGUCCUGCGCCGCAUGUUCCCGCCGCUCAUCACUGGGCCUGUUGUCUUUCUCAUCGGCACUUCGCUCAUCGGCGACAGCGGCUUCCUCAACUGGGGCGGCGGCGCCAACGACUGCGCUUCGAGGCCCGCCUCGGGCCUGUUUGCUCUCUGCCCCAUGGUGGGUGCGCCACAUGCGCUGCCGUGGGGCUCGCGCGAAUUCCUUGGACUCGGCCUCUUCUCCUUCCUCACCAUCGUCGUCGUUGAGAUCUGGGGCAGCCCAGCCAUGCGGAGUGCCUCGGUCGUCAUUGGCCUCAUCUUCCCCACCCUCGUGCUUGGCAUUCCUCUCCACUAUACCUCGCGGUCUUCGAUCGACGCAGCGCCUGCAAUCACCUUUCUGUGGACGACUACCUUCCCGCUCAAGGUCUAUGGUCCUGCCGUUUUACCCUUACUGGCCGUCUACUGCUCGCUGAUGAGCGAAGCCAUUGGUGACAUCACGGCCUCGUCUGAGGUCAGCCGUCUCGAGGUCUCUGGACCCAACUUUGACCGACGGAUCAAGGGCGGCGUCCUCUCCGACGGCCUCGCCGGCAUCUUUAGCGCCCUCUUUACCAUCACGCCCAUGUCCGUCUUUGCGCAGAACAACGGCCUGAUUGGCCUGACUCGCGUGGCAAACCGUCGGGCCGGCUACUUUUGCUGCUUCUUCCUCAUCCUCUUUGGCAUCCUGGGCAAGAUUUCCGGCGCGAUUCUCGCCAUUCCCAAUUCCAUCUUGGGUGGCGUCACGACGUUCCUCUUUGCCAGCGUCGCCGUCUCUGGCCUCUCGAUUCUGCAAAAGGUGGAGCUCAACCGGCGCAACCGCUUCAUCCUCGGCCUCUCGCUCUCCCUCGGCCUGGGCAACCUCCUGGUGCCAAAGUGGGCGACCUACUUCCUGCCCGAGACGUCAAACAAGGCCCUCGAGGGCUUCUACCUGUCGAUUGAGAUCAUCAUUGAGACGCCGUUCCUGAUCUGUGCCAUCGUUGGCGGCAUCGCAAAUCUCAUUCUGCCGUACGAGAGCGAUGAAAACGUAGAGGCGAGCCAAGGGCUCAUCAACGAGCAGCGAAGCGAGACGGACGUGGAAGCAAACGAAACUCAGAGGCAGGAGCGGCGAACGCUGCCAGACGACGAAAAGGACGAGUAGCAACGCCUGUGCUGCUGAUGCCCACUGUACUGCUAUUUUUGUCUCUCU
This is a messenger RNA of Acaromyces ingoldii, 1973 nucleotides long. RefSeq names its product Xanthine/uracil permease. The transcript is spliced from 2 exons. Gene Ontology annotation, biological process: transmembrane transport; xanthine transport. Gene Ontology annotation, molecular function: xanthine transmembrane transporter activity. The record is from RefSeq and is a predicted model, not a curated record. Gene Ontology annotation, cellular component: fungal-type vacuole; membrane. Bases 63 to 1925 code for a protein of 620 amino acids. Lineage: Eukaryota; Fungi; Basidiomycota; Exobasidiomycetes; Exobasidiales; Cryptobasidiaceae.